Molecule: messenger RNA, 465 nt
Organism: Cooperia oncophora
Lineage: Eukaryota; Metazoa; Nematoda; Chromadorea; Rhabditida; Trichostrongylidae
Source: the annotation of a GenBank genome assembly
AUGGAUAUCAUGAGGGACCAGAAUGGAAACCUCCUGCAUCAUAAUUUGAAUUUUCGCAGACAUGUUGUGCCUUCACUUCAAACCAAAUACGAUCUUGUGAUUGCUCAUCGAACCCUUUGUGAAUUGGGAUCACGGGAAUCCCGACUUGAGACCAUCGCAUCUUUAUGGAAAAGGACAACGCGAUUUCUGGUGCUCAUUGAAUCUGGACUGCAUAGCGCUUUCGAAGCGCUGAUGGAGGCUCGCGACUUCCUUUUACUGUCCGGCGUUCAGCUGCAUUUACAAGACACAACAACUUUGCUGGAAGUAGGAGUAAUUUCUAUCAGAUUCUAUUUUUGGUAUGAUGAAAUCGGAGAUGUACAGAACCUGCUCCGAUUCCGAUCGUUCACGCUAAUGUGCCCUUCUGAUCAGUUCGAUAGAACCGCUUCAUCCGGUCGACGUCCUUUGGAAAUCCUUGUUUGUAAAUAA